AAAUUAUUAUUUUUUUUAUUUCGUGUUGUAAACACUUGCGCCUUGAGCAAUAACAAUUACAUCAAUACAACUACGUAGUUGAGAUAAAUACUCGCGCAUGUUGAAUUUCGUUGUGCUGUUUCAUAAUGAUAAAAUUGAUAACAAUCCUUACUUCAAACGUUAAAAGGAUUAAUGUUUUUUCACAAGCUAAGUACUCGACAACCUUUCUACCACAAUUUUCAUCUGAAAAGUAUGAUGUAAAAAGAAAAAAAUUUGGCGUCUUAAACUCCACGGACGUAGAUUACUUUAAAUCUGUUUUAAGUGAAGAUAGAGUCCUUACCGAAGAAUCCGAUGUUCUACCUUUUAAUAUAGAUUGGAUUAAAAAUUGUAGAGGACAGUCGCAGCUAGUUUUAAAACCAAAGACUACGGAAGAAGUAUCUCAAAUCCUUUCGUACUGUAACGAAAAACAUUUAGCGAUAUGUCCACAAGGUGGAAACACGGGGUUGGUCGGAGGUUCAGUUCCAGUCUUCGACGAAAUUGUUUUAAAUUUUGGUCUUAUGAACAACAUUAUAAGCCUAGAUGAUAUAUCAGGUGCCUUAGUUUGUGAAGCCGGUUGUGUACUAGAAAAUCUAGAUAAUUAUGUUCGCGAUCACAACUUAAUAAUGCCGCUAGACCUCGGCGCUAAGGGCUCGUGUCAGAUCGGUGGGAACGUUAGCACCAACGCAGGAGGUCUCAGAUUGCUCAGAUACGGCAACCUGCACGGGUCUGUCUUAGGACUGGAAGCCGUCAAAGCAGAUGGAACAGUUGUUAACUGUCUUCGAACCCUUAAGAAGGACAACACGGGUUACCACUUGAAGCAUCUGUUCAUAGGGUCUGAAGGAACUUUGGGUGUUGUCACAAAAGUCGCUAUUCACUGCCCCGUGUUACCCAAAUCUGUAUCGCUUGGGUACUUUGGGGUAGAGAGUUUCGAAAAUGUUCUAAAAUUAUAUCAAAACGCAAAGUCAUCUUUAGGAGAAAUACUUUCUGCGUUCGAAAUGGCGGACAACGACUCAAUUAGCGCAACUCUCGACAGCUUCAAACUGGCAAAUCCGAUAGCAGAGUACCCGUUUUACGUGCUGUUGGAGACGCACGGAAGCAACGAGGCUCACGACAACGAGAAGUUGUCACGGUUCUUAACACAAGGAAUGGAGAGGGGGCUCAUAUUGGACGGAACCGUUACGUCGGAACUUACGAAAAUGAAGAACAUCUGGCACAUCCGCGAGAGCAUAGCGGGCGCGGGGCUGGCGGGCGGCUACGUGUUCAAGUACGACGUGUCGCUGCCUCUGAGUCGCUACUACGCACUCGUGCACACAUUACGGGAGCGGUUCUCGCACCCCGCGCGCGUCUACGGCUACGGGCACGUCGGUGACGGAAACAUUCAUAUAAACGUGAUAGUGCCGGAAUAUAGUAAAGAGAUAACGGCAAAGUUGGAGCCAUUUAUCUUUGAAGAAGUCGCAAAAGUCGGAGGAUCGAUUAGUGCAGAGCAUGGUAUAGGUUUUAGAAAGCCACAAUUCAUACACUACAGUAAGGACAAGACAGCACUAAAUCUUAUGAAGGAUCUAAAGAAAUCUAUGGAUCCCAAUGGUAUACUGAACCCUUACAAAGUGUUGCCUGAUGUAGUUACUUAAUAUUUAUGCUUACAUUACACUUCUUUUUUGUUAUAUUUAAACAAUAUCCGUAUCUAAAGCUCACACUAAACAAACUGUUAUUGUUGGAAAAUGAGGUAUAGAAAUUAGUCUAUUUUGUAAAAUCAUAAAUAAAACUAUAAUAUAUU
Messenger RNA from Melitaea cinxia (Glanville fritillary), 1792 nucleotides. RefSeq names its product D-2-hydroxyglutarate dehydrogenase, mitochondrial (gene D2hgdh). Gene Ontology annotation, cellular component: mitochondrion. The transcript has 9 exons. The record is from RefSeq and is a predicted model, not a curated record. Gene Ontology annotation, molecular function: FAD binding; catalytic activity. The coding region runs from base 126 to 1646 and encodes 506 amino acids. Lineage: Eukaryota; Metazoa; Arthropoda; Insecta; Lepidoptera; Nymphalidae.